Messenger RNA from Adineta ricciae, 1440 nucleotides. Lineage: Eukaryota; Metazoa; Rotifera; Eurotatoria; Adinetida; Adinetidae. The record is from the annotation of a GenBank genome assembly.
AUGACGGAACGUGAAAAUUCCGUUGAUAAAGAUAAGUUGAAUAAAAAAAAUUUCAUGUCAUCAUCACCGAAAACAUCGGGGAAUUAUCAAACAAAUUGUUGCUAUCAACCAUCGCCCUAUGGAAACAACCCAGCCGGGCAAUAUUCUCUUGCUCCACCGCCGCCGCAUCAUCAUCAACAACUAGUCAAUACGAAUGGUCAAACACUAUCACCAACAUCUUUAUCUAUGGUUUAUAACAAUGGCCAGCAACCGCCCACAUCGUCGUCAUCACCUUCUUCUUACGGAACGCCGUCAUCGUUGAAUGUACUUCAUACACUUUCACCAACACGUUAUCAAAAUCAACAAAUCAAUGAAAAAGUCAAUAACAGUUCGACAACAGUUAUAACCAAUGGACAAGUACAAUCGAUGCCAGUUAAUAAUGUAACAAAUAGCGCUGCAGCCUUAGCUGCUGCAACAGCCUAUCGAAGAAACUUUAACGCAUGUGCAAAACCACCAUAUAGGUAUGAGUUCUUUCGUCCAACAUUCAUCGAGCCUAAAUCAUGUCUUUCUUUUUUUCCAAAAAAAAUCAGUUAUAUAUCAUUGAUUACAAUGGCAAUACAAUUAUCGGCAAAUCGUAUGUGUACAUUGUCUGAAAUCUAUCAAUUUAUAAUGGAUUCAUUUCCAUAUUACCGUCAAAAUCAACAACGAUGGCAAAAUUCGAUUCGUCAUUCAUUAAGUUUUAAUGAUUGUUUUGUUAAAGUACCGCGAAGUCCUGAUCGGCCAGGGAAAGGUUCGUACUGGACAUUACAUCAAGAUGCAACAAAUAUGUUCGAAAAUGGUUGUUACCUUCGGCGACAGAAGCGUUUUAAAUCAUUUGUAGGUGUAGGUAGCAAACGUGAUAUGAACUGUCGUAUACCGCACGAACGAGAUUCGAAUAAUAAUAAUCGACGUAAUGGAAUGAAUAAUAGUCUGGAUAAGUCAACAGCAUCAACAGGUAGUGGACAACGAAGUCCACUUUCAUCGCCAUCGGAUAAAUCAUGUGAUGAGCAACUAAUGUUGAUGCAACAGCAACAGCAGCAACAACAACAACAACAACAACAGCAGCACCAAAGAUCCAUGUAUAUGCAACAUCAUCAACAACAAACCUUAUCAGCAUCAGAAUCUCCGGACUCACGUAAUUUACAACAUUCAUCAUCAACAUCCAAUGCAGCUGUCGGUGUUAAACAACUCAAACAGGAACAGUGCGAAUUUAAUCAAAUGCCAUUCGAUCCUCAUACAUUCACCAGCUAUUCACCAUUUGCUAUCAACACACUCAUCAUGCAUCAAGGUUUUGGUGAUAAUCCAGCAGCAUUAAAUGCCUACUAUGCAUCGCAAUUACCACAAACUGCCUUUGUACCAUCGUCAUCAACUGACUACUACCAUCAUUCGGCAAUGUAUGCACCACAACAGACUGCAUUGUAG